This is a messenger RNA of Paramisgurnus dabryanus, 1451 nucleotides long. RefSeq names its product CDC28 protein kinase regulatory subunit 1B (gene cks1b). Lineage: Eukaryota; Metazoa; Chordata; Actinopteri; Cypriniformes; Cobitidae. Gene Ontology annotation, molecular function: cyclin-dependent protein serine/threonine kinase regulator activity. The record is from RefSeq and is a predicted model, not a curated record.
CUGUGGGCGGGCUGAGCACUCACAGAGGGAAGUUCAAGAGUCGGCGAAAAGUGUUUGUUUUCGCAAAAACUAAAGAAAAAGCACACAAAGUUAUUAUUUACUGAAGAAGACGUCACUAUUGUUUAGGGAGAUAUAAACAAAUCACCAUCAGAUCAUGUCUCAGAAGCAGAUUUACUACUCUGACAAAUACGACGACGACAUAUUUGAAUACAGGCAUGUUAUGCUUCCUAAGGAUAUCGCCAAAAAAGUUCCCAAGACCCAUCUAAUGUCCGAGACAGAGUGGAGGAACCUGGGUGUUCAACAAAGUCAAGGAUGGGUUCACUACAUGAUUCAUCAGCCUGAACCUCACAUCCUGCUUUUCCGACGUCCUCUGCCUGCAGUCCAGUCCAAGUGACUCCAGAACAAUUAGAAAUGCAACAAAACUGUAAAGAAUGGACACAGUGAGAUGACUGAUGUGCUGGGUGUACCUCAGAUCAGAUCCUUUUGCUGUUCUUGGUCUUGCCUUAACGAAGAUGGAUUUAAGCACAGUGUCUUGCUGCUUCUAUAUUUAUUAUAUAACUCUUUUUUUUUAUACUUGAGUUGAGAAACACUUCACUUCUUAUUUUAUAGUGGCGGGCCUGUUAACUACAAAGUCUGGAUGUAGUGAAACCUGUGUUAUAAAGUGCACAGUUUAAAUAAAGUAUUGUGUAUAGAAAAAUUCUUUAAAUAACAAAGAUACUGUUGUACCAACAUGUGCUUCUGUUUUCAUACUAGUAAGUGAAUUUAUUUGGUAUUUUUUACCAAUUAAAGUAUUUCAUAAUGUAAUUUGGAUGAAUAUUGAAGUAAUUCUGACCUUGCCUGUGAAAACCCAGCUGAAGUCAUUUUUGUGUGAUUUAUUUUUCUACAUGAAAUCCUACAUAAUGUAAAGAACAUUCUGUGAAAAUUUAACAUUGAUUUCUUUAAUAUUGACUAAGUGCACGUCAAUGUGAAAUUAAACUUUGAUGCUGCAAAUCUCAAUAUUAGAUUGAGACUUUAGCCUGGAUUUUUUUUACAGACAAGGUCACAAUUUUUAGCACAUAUCACAUUGAAGAUUUUAGCAUAUUGUUUAAAGAAAUGCUUUUCAUGUGAAAUUAUUUGAUUUAAUUGGUCUCUUCAAGUAUCAUUUAACCCGGUAAUGUACAUUUUAGAAUAAUCAAUGAUAUUGCAGGUCAGCAGCAGAGCUCAGUUCAGAUCUGAUAUUUCUAGAUGUAGGUGUGUGAUGUGCAACACUUUAAUGUUUCUUGUUUCUAGGCUUGUAUAAAUGAGUCCGGUAAUGGAGUAGUCAACUUCUUUAUUCCCUAGCUCUCGUGAAUGUGCAUACAAAUGCUUCCCAGAAGCCAAUGUUUAUAGUUUAAAAACUUUCAAAUGUAAAUGUUUCUUUUACACAAACCCAUCAUUUAGCUUCAUAACAUUAAUAAACAUUUAUUAAUAAA